GUUGCAGAUCGGCGCGGGUGGAGUAGGUCAUUCACAGAAUCAAAAUGGUUGAAGCAGAUCGUCCUGGGAAGUUGUUCAUUGGGGGCCUGAACACAGAGACUAAUGAGAAAGCCCUUGAGGCUGUAUUUGGCAAAUAUGGACGCAUUGUGGAAGUCCUUUUGAUGAAAGAUCGGGAAACAAACAAGUCCAGAGGGUUUGCGUUCGUCACGUUUGAGAGUCCAGCAGAUGCAAAGGAUGCUGCCAGAGAUAUGAAUGGAAAGUCAUUAGAUGGGAAGGCAAUUAAAGUGGAACAAGCAACCAAGCCAUCCUUUGAAAGUGGUGGUAGGCGUGGGCCGCCACCCCCUCCCCGAAGCAGAGGUCCUCCCAGGGGCCUUAGAGGCGCAAGAGGCGGAAGUGGCGCGAGAGGACCACCUUCAAGAGGGAGUCACUUGGGGUCUUCUCGAGGGCCACUUCCCAUGAAGAGAGGUCCACCUCCACGAAGUGGAGGCCCUCCACCUAAAAGAUCUGCACCUUCAGGACCAGUGCGUAGCAGUAGUAUGGGAGGAAGAGCUCCUGUGUCACGUGGAAGAGAUGGUUAUGGUGGUCCUCCACGCAGAGAGCCAAUGCCAUCGCGGAGAGAUGUCUACAUGUCUCCAAGAGAUGAUGGCUAUAGCACUAAAGACGGUUAUUCAAGCAGAGAUUAUCCCAGUUCCAGGGAUACCCGGGACUAUGCACCACCUCCCCGAGACUAUGCGUAUCGUGAUUAUGGUCAUUCCAGUUCACGUGAUGAAUACCCCUCCAGGGGAUACAGUCUUUCCUCCUAUAGUGAUCGUGACGGAUACGGUGGUGGACGUGACAGAGACUACUCGGAUCAUCCAAGUGGAGGCUCCUACAGAGAUUCAUAUGAGAGUUACGGUAACUCACGUAGUGCUCCACCUGCUCGAGGGCCCCCGCCAUCAUAUGGUGGAAGCAGUCGCUAUGAUGAUUACGGCAGCACACGAGAUGGAUAUGGAAGCCGAGAAAGUUACUCAAGCAGCAGAAGUGAUGUCUACUCAAGUGGCCGUGAUCGUGUUGGAAGACAAGACAGGGGUCUUCCCCCAUCCAUGGAAAGGGGCUACCCACCUCCUCGGGAUUCUUACAGUAGUUCAAGCCGCGGGGCACCCAGAGGUGGUGGCCGUGGUGGAAGCAGAUCCGAUAGAGGUGGAGGCAGAAGCAGAUACUAAAAACACUCUUAAACUUUUGGACCAAAACAGAUAAUUUCUCAAAUGUGGAAGCUGUUCUAUCUUUACUACCAGAGGACUACUAAAAGGAAAAGUUGUUUUUAACCUUUUUUUAUUGUUGCCUGUUAAGUUUUCCCCUCCAUGACUUUUAUGCUUUUGUGAGAAAAAGUUAAAACAAUGUUUAAUAUCAUUUCAAAAUUGUUAACAUUUCUUUCAGAAAGCAGAUGUUAAAUGUAUAAGCUUGAGCUGUGUACUAGUGUUGUAAUUUUCAAAGUAAAGUUUCCCUGAAAUGCCACACUUC
Molecule: messenger RNA, 1500 nt
Organism: Cinclus cinclus
Lineage: Eukaryota; Metazoa; Chordata; Aves; Passeriformes; Cinclidae
Gene: RBMX
Product: RNA binding motif protein X-linked
Exons: 9
Coding region: 45-1202 (385 amino acids)
Biological process (GO): positive regulation of mRNA splicing, via spliceosome
Cellular component (GO): spliceosomal complex
Molecular function (GO): RNA binding
Source: RefSeq, a predicted model, not a curated record